This is a messenger RNA of Leptosia nina, 4086 nucleotides long. The record is from the annotation of a GenBank genome assembly. Lineage: Eukaryota; Metazoa; Arthropoda; Insecta; Lepidoptera; Pieridae.
AUGACUUUGUAUAUAGAUACAAAACUAUCAUUUGUGGAAACAAAUAUAAUUUCUACUAUUGGUUCUUGGCAUCCCUGUUUACCACUUUUAGCUGUUGGUUCAUAUAAUCAGGAAAAGGGUGGUUCAGUAUCAAUUUUCCAGGAAAAUGGUCAACUCCUGGAAGGAUGUGACUGGCCUAUUCUACUAUCAAAUCAAGUAACUGCUUUGGCUUGGCAUCCAGUAAGACGAUUACUUGUUGUGGGAUGGGAUGGAGGUGAACUUUAUAUUUGGUUAGAAUAUGCGUGGGCUCGUUUAGAAGCUCCCCAUAAUGCAGCCCUUACCACGGUAACUUUUAGCCCUGGAGGAGGAAGACUCAUAGCAUCGGAUGCUACAGGUUCUGUAUCAGGCUGGCAAUCUAGUUCAGGUGCACCAUUAACAGCUUUUCAUCAUCAACUUAGUGAUGUCAUUACACAUGUGACCUUUUGUGCUCCUAUUCCAACUUCUGAAACAUCAAUUAGAGGACUCGCCCGCGCUGCCGUUGCUGGUGACGAAAAUGCGUUAGAUGUGUUAGCUGCUUGGAGACCUCGUACCACAGCAAAAAUGAGAGAGGGCUACCAACCUGACAAUCAUGCUUGUUAUGCUGCUCAGGAUAAUGGUGUGGUCUUAUAUAUUGAUCAUUCUGGGUCAUGUUCUGAAGUUCUAAAUGCGUCUGGAGUUAUUGUCUUUCUGGGUAUAAUUAGUAAUAUGUAUCUCCUUGUGGCAUGUGAGACAUCUGGAGCAAUAAGUUUAUCUAGAUUCAUAAUGUCUGAUGAUGGCUCUCUAACCACAGACAGUCAUGUGAAGAUGUCAUCAAAGAAUGGCCAGAGCAUAGCACUGGUUGCAAACUUUUCAGUAGCAGUUAUCACUGGUGAUAAAGUUAUUAGAAUAUGGGACAGUGAGACUGGUGACAAUGAUGUUUUACCUAAUGAAGAAGAAGAUACAGCGGCUGGCGAAACUUUUACCAGUAUAAGCUUCUGCAACUUAAGUGAUACGCUUUGUUGUGGCACAUCUCAAGGAAAUUUAUAUCUGUGGAGACAUGAUCAUAAAAAUAAAUGGAAGUUACUUAGUUCUACUUCGGUAAAAGGAACAGUAAAAGAAAUUUCUUGGGGAUCUGAAGGCCUAAUGAAUCCACUUCUGCACGUUAAUUGCAUAACAAGUGCUUUUGUUUUAACAGAACAACAUGUAUGUUGGGGGUAUUCACAAAGGAUAUGUAUGGUACAAAAGUCGGCUAACGAAAUUAGUGUAUCAGCACAGAACAAUGUCUCAAGCAUAAUGACUUCUAUAACGAUUAAAACAUUUGCAUUUAAAGAAAAUUACAUAGCAUUAGGUGAUGGAAACGAUGUACAGAUUUGGAUGUGUUCAAAAGAUGAUGAACUCAAAUUUUCACACAUUCGAACCUUCUCAUGGAAGACUAGUGCACUUUUUAUGUACAAUGAUAUUUUGGUUGGAAUUGCCAAUCCUCACAUAGAAUGCUAUUCUAUUAUCGGCACUAAACUAGGAAUCCUACCGAGCAUCGAAGGAGAGGGUGAACCCAUUGCCGUGACUAAUACGAACAAGUUUAUAGUUGUCGCUACUAUAGACGGAGCUUUAAAAUUGGCUGAAAUCACGAAAAAGGGUUUAAGAAUGCCUUUUCCGCCGAAAAAUUGUUUUCAAGCUUUCGAAGAUUUUGGCGAAGUAAUGAGAGCCUCGGUGAAUGCGAGCGGUAGUUAUAUCUGUUUGAGUAUAGCUAACUCCGGAUUAGCACCGGAUCCUAACAUUUAUUUGUGGGACAUAGCAAAUGAUAAAAUAUCCUUCACCUCCAUUACGGACUAUCACACCGCACCAUAUCAAAGCGUGCCUAUUUCCAUUCUGUGGGAUGUUUUCGAUUCUAGACUUGUUGCAGUUCACAUGCGCUCAGUUGACUUUGAUCGAAUUCACUUAUUUUUUUGUCACGAAGGAGUUCUUUACGAGUAUAAAAAUUGGUGCCCGACGUUAGAAAGUUAUUUUCAAAAUGAUUUUAUAUUAUGUUCCCUUAGCUCACCGCACGUCGUAAUACUCACUCACCAAAACAUGAAGAAAAUCUUAUUCAAUGAAUUCGAAGACGGCAAUGAACACGACAGCCAUAAAGUAAAAGAAACCUUGAAUUUUCUAUUUUUCAUGAGCACUGGGCUUUUGGAAAAGGCUGUAAUUAUAGGGACCAGUAUAUCAGGGUUAAAAAGCUCUGUAAUAUGGGACAGUUUAGCUAAAGAAUGUGUGCUUCGAAAACGAGCAGAUGUAGGUGCAGUAUGUCUUAGCAAAAUGGGUAAUAUUAAGGGUGCUUUGAUGAUGCGAAAAGUAAUGACCGACGAUAGCUUAGAGGACACUUGUAAGGUUGGUGUGCUCGCUAUCAAUCUUGGUAUGAUAGAUGAAGCGCAGAAUUUGUUUCGUAAAAGUCAACGACUGGAUCUUAUUACGCGCCUAGUAUCUUCAAAAGAAGGGGGAUUAAACGAAAUUAUAAAUGAAGACAGCGAAGGUGAAAAUAUUCUACUUAUAAAAAGUGCUCAGCAUAAAUUAGCGAAAAUAAUGUGGAUGAAUGGAGAUACUAGUGCAUCACUGAAACUAUUCGAAAAAGCGGGUACGCUAGUUCCGCAUGUGCCUAGAAUGCUUAUUGCUCAAGGACAGGCGACGAUGCUCGCUCAAUAUGUCUCUACGUCAAAUGAUACUAGCCUGAUCACGUGGUGGGGACACUAUCUUGAAAGUAUCGGAGAUUUGGACGGUGCCUUGGAAGCAUAUUCCCGUGCCAACGAUUUUGGAGAGCAAACGAGACUUUUGUGUCACAUGGAGAGAUUAGAUGAAGCUGAUAAACUUUGUCGUAAGAAUUCUUCAUCGCUUUAUCAAAUGGCGCGUUAUCUGGAAGUUAAUACGAAUGAAACUGAAAAUGUCGUUAAGAUGUAUAUAAAAUGUGGCGCUAUUGCUGCAGCUAUUCGAGUUGCAGCCGAAGCUAGUGCAUGGCACUUGGUGUGGAGGGCUGGCUCGUCAUCCACAAAACAUGCACUUUAUGCUGCUUCAAUUCUGGAAAAUGCGAGUCAAAACGAGCAAGCUAUUGCACUAUAUCAAAAAGCUGGAAAACCUCAUAUGGCACUUAAGCUUGCGAUGAGUUGUGGAGACACAAACGCAAUAGUGGCCGCUGUUGAGUCUUUGGGUGACCGUGUGGAACCGGCCUUAGCAGACACCCUGGCGAAACAUUUGAGACACGCUGAACAUCAUUCGCAAGCUGCGGCCUUGCUAGCAACUGCUGGAAAAUACGAAGAAGCUUUAGAUAUAGUGGAGGAGUCGACUGCACCAAUUACUGAAGAGCUAAGUGAGCGUUUAGCAGCUCCAGCGGGUACGAGUGGGCGUGAGGUGCUGUUGCGAAGAUUAGCAGAUAUGUUGGGUGCGAGAGGUCUUUACCACCAAGCAGCCAAAAGACUGGCCAAUGUUGGUGAUAAGGCAGGUGCAAUGCGUUGGCUAAUUCGUUCUGGUGAUGCGGAUCGUAUAGCGACUUUUGCUGCUGCGAGUCGGGAUCGAACCGCACAGUUGAUGGCCGCAGACUACUUGCGCAGAAGAGCGCCCUGGAGGUCCAGGCCAGACCUCACGAGACACAUUUUACACUUCUACACGAGGGCUAAGGCCUAUGGAAAACUUGCAUCCUUCUAUGCGGAAUGUGCUAAACUGGAAAUUGAUGAAUAUGAGAAUUACGAAAAGGGAUUGGAAGCACUGAAAGAAGCAUCAAGGUGUAUAGCUAAAUCUUCAGAUCCCGAAAUGAGUUCCCAGUCUUUAGCUCUUCAAGAGCAAAGUUCGUUGGUGAAGCGAUACAUCGAUAUUAAGAAAACACUUGUAGGCGGGGAUAUAAAUGCAGGUGUCAGCAGUGGCCAACAACUUAUACGCAGCGUGAGUGGAAGACCAGGCCUUGUCACUCAAGAGAAUGUCCUAAAAAUGCUGUUAUUAUUUGCACCAACUCAUCCAGAUCUUGAACGAUUGGAACAACAGUUGAAAUCACUUCAAAUACAACCACAAGACGAAAAUUCAACAUCAGAAUCUCCAGAACAAAGCAUUGAAGAAGUCAUGUAG